Molecule: messenger RNA, 1511 nt
Organism: Hevea brasiliensis (rubber tree)
Lineage: Eukaryota; Viridiplantae; Streptophyta; Magnoliopsida; Malpighiales; Euphorbiaceae
Product: protein ORANGE, chloroplastic
Exons: 8
Coding region: 299-1246 (315 amino acids)
Source: RefSeq, a predicted model, not a curated record
CUCACAAAAGCUACCUCCACCCAAAAUUCCAAUUUUCAGCAGCAAAAAAAACCCACCACGAAAGUCUUCUUCCACGUGGCAAGCCACUUCGCUUCCCACCAUGGCUCCAUUAAAGAAUAAAGAUACUUCACCGCCUGCUUUAAUGCUCUCUCUUGUCUCUAUUAGCAUUAUCCAUCUUUGCCUGAUUCAGAUAAACAGUUGCAGGUCUUUCUCUGUGAAAAACAGAAAAUUCUUUGUAUCUCUAUGGUUGGAGUAAUGGUAAGAGACAGAUACUCUUGAGAUUUUGGGGGUUUCGAGUAUGGGUAGUUUGGGCCGUGUUUUGGCGGUUUCUUUCCCUAAUAAACCGCCGUGCCUGUCCGGUCCUCACUGCUCACAUCACUUAAAUGGUAGAUUUGUAGGUGUCAAACGCAAUUUAAGCUCGAAAUGGAGAUCUAUGGCGUCUGAGCUGGAAUCUUCUUCCUUCGUGCCUUCUGUUGAUUCUGAUUCCACUGAUAUAAACGCCGCUGGGUUUUGUAUUAUAGAAGGGCCUGAAACGGUUCAAGACUUAUCUAAAAUGGAACUGCGAGAAAUUCGAGAUAAUAUCCGAAGUCGGCGAAACAAAAUUUUCUUGCAUAUGGAGGAGGUUCGUAGGCUAAGGAUACAACAGAGAAUCAAGAGUGCUGAACUUGGGAUUUUAAGCGAAAAACAAGAGAAUGAGCUUCCUAACUUUCCAUCAUUCAUCCCCUUCUUGCCUCCUUUGAGUGCAGAAAAUCUGAAAUUAUAUUAUGCUACUUGUUUUUCUCUCAUUGCUGGGAUUAUCAUUUUUGGCGGCCUUUUAGCACCCACCUUGGAGCUUAAGCUCGGAUUAGGGGGGACGUCAUAUGCAGAUUUUAUCCAUAGUGCCCAUUUACCUAUGCAAUUAAGUCAGGUUGAUCCUAUAGUGGCUUCAUUCUCUGGAGGAGCUGUUGGUGUGAUCUCAGCCUUGAUGGUAGUCGAGAUAAACAAUGUAAAACAACAGGAACAUAAAAGAUGCAAAUAUUGUCUUGGAACUGGGUAUCUCGCUUGUGCUCGUUGCUCAAGCACUGGAGCGCUUGUUCUUAUUGAACCAGUUUCAACGGUCAAUAGUGGAGAUCAGCCACUGUCAGCACCCAAAACAGAAAGAUGUUCGAAUUGUUCAGGAUCUGGAAAGGUGAUGUGCCCCACAUGCCUUUGCACUGGAAUGGCUAUGGCUAGCGAACACGACCCGAGGAUUGACCCCUUCGACUAGACGUGUGUUAAAAUAAUUAUGUCACUAGAGUGGCAUGGCAGGUGAACAUGGCUCAUGGAUCGAUCCUUUGCUAGAAUGAUUCUUCUCUCUCUCUCUCUCUGGUCUGUGCCAUAGAUUUCCAUGGGAUAAGAAAAGACUUCAUGUCUCCUUAUCAUGUCCAUGUUUAUAGAAAAUUGCAACAUUUUUUUUCUCCUAUUUGUAUAUUUAAGCAACGAAAAUAAUACAUGUCUUUCAAUUUGAAAAAGUAUGGGAAGGGAUUGUCUUA